Molecule: messenger RNA, 12763 nt
Organism: Scaptodrosophila lebanonensis
Lineage: Eukaryota; Metazoa; Arthropoda; Insecta; Diptera; Drosophilidae
Gene: pasilla
Product: RNA-binding protein Nova-2
Exons: 8
Coding region: 2075-4354 (759 amino acids)
Biological process (GO): regulation of alternative mRNA splicing, via spliceosome; mRNA splicing, via spliceosome
Cellular component (GO): nucleus; cytoplasm
Molecular function (GO): mRNA binding; protein binding
Source: RefSeq, a predicted model, not a curated record
GAAAAGCAACGGCAAAGGCAUAUUGCACAAACAUAUGUACAUAUGUGUAUAUAUACAAACAUACAUACACACAUACAGUGUGUUCAUAUAUUCAACAGCAGUUCGAGAUAACGUUGCUGCUGAUAUAGUUUCAAAAAAUUUGUGCAAGUUGAUGAAUACGGACUGGAUAGCUGGCAAGCCAAAUUUCUUACAUACAAACAAAUAAACAUUUACUUAUACUCGUACAUACACACAUAUGCAUAUGUUGAGAAGUUUGUUUGCGCGUUGGAAUUAGCGGGAAUUUGCGUCGGUGUACUUGUGUGUGCGUGUGUAUGUACAUUUGUAUGUAUGUAUGUAUGUAUGUAUGCGAGUGCGCUUUACAUAACCAAUGAAAAAGGUUGAGUUUGAAUUCGUUAAAUUAAUUUCGUUAAUCGUGCGCACGCAACAAGAAUAAUAACAACAAUAACGACUGAAACUAACUAAGGACUAAUACGAAGAGCCAAUACCUAGCUUUAGCCUAGGGGAACGUUGCGUGUGUGUUUCAUUUUGUAAAGCCUGAAGCGAAACAGAGAGAUCACAGAUUACAGAAUUCAGAUCACAGAUCAUAAAUAAAUUAGUGUCUCUGUGUGCAAAAACGCAUAAACCAUAAAACAAGCCAGCUUAAGCUUGAGCGACAAAUCAAAUCAGCAGCAGCAGCUACUCAUCCACUCAUUACUACUGACACUCGCAGGACGACGAGACCGGCUCCGCUUCAUCACCAAGUAGCCCAAAGUACGCGCACUCCAACUCAUCCAACAAUCAAUACAAUCAAUUUUUCAGAUGCGAUUUGAAGAACUCUGAAACAUAGACAUAAUUAAAAGCAUAUGCCAAACUCUGCGCCGUAUCAGAUCGUUCGUUCUGUCUCGCUCACUAGCUCGUCUCGCACCAUUCUAAGAAACCAAAAACAACCAAUACAGCCGCCUCAUUAUUACAACACACGAGCGUUUCGUUUUGCAAAAGACUUGCCAAAAGGAACCAAAACCCAAACAAACCUAAACUACAAAACAAUUCAGCUACAACAACUAAAUCGCAUGAUAGAUCAACAACAAUAGUAACAGCAACAACGACAACAACCAAUUUAGAUCAUAACAAUUUGAUCGAAUUGAAAGACCCAAACAAAACAAAAACAAAAACAAAAUACCAAAAAGCCAAGGCAGCUAAAUCUAAAUCUAAUUCAAUUCAAUCCAUCAAAAACCAGCAACAUUCACUUAAAAAUGGCCGAAGACGCUGCUAUGGAGACAUGCCCGAGCCCUGAAAUGGGGGACUCACGCAAAAGGCCCCUCGAUUCCGAUCCGGAAAAUGAACAAUCUAAACGCUCACAUUUCAGUUCCGCAGCAUUCGCCCAAAUGCAAUAAAUAACUCGAUGAAAUGAAAUGUGAUAAGCAGCAAAGAGAGCUCUAAAAACUACAUAUAACCAACCACGAAAAACACUUAAAGUAAUGUUGUGAUAAAGAAAAACAAAAAAUGCAAAAAGAACUCUAACAAAUCAAGCAAAAAACUCACAAAAAAAACAAUCACAUGCCAUAAAACGACUGAAACGACUUAGUCGUCAAUCAACGCAGCUCAGCACAAUCUUCAUAGCUCCAGCUCGCAAAAUCUUUUCACAAUUCUCCAGCAAGGCAGCUACAUCGCUAUCGCAGUAUUAGAAACUCAACGCCACUCUGAACUAAACUCUGAACUCAACUCUGCGCUACGGCACUCAACUCAAUAAUCCUUGGAUCGACUCCACUUUAUUCCACUCGACACAACUCUAUUUAACUCUGAUCGACAGCACUCCCCUCGACCCCCGCAGCUUGGAGAGGAUACAAGUGAAUGCCUUACGAGUAGAAGUAGAUUAGAGAGCAGCAGCAACAAAGAUCACUCUGAUAUUUAAAUAAUUGAAUUCAAAAGAACUAAACAAACAAUCAACUGCAACAAUAAUUCCGUCGUCGCAUGGACAGCUCUGUGCGGAUAAGAAGAAGACUGAACCAUAACUGCAGCAGCAGCAUCUCAUCAAAACUUCAGCAACAUCAGACAAAAUUUACGAAAAGAAAUAAACACAGACAGAAAGGGUGCAAUGCACACAAUGGAAAGUAUUGUAAAUGCCAUUGAUACGGCAGCGCAACAGCUCCUGCAAUUGCAACAUAUUGACUUGUAUGCAUCGGCAACAGGAAUCAGCACAUCGACAACAACAACAACAUCACCGACACUGCAACAUCUCGCAUACGAGUACCAGCAACAUGUCCCAACAAAUUCGUCCUCCUACAUGUCGCCACUAGCUUUUAACUAUCUGCAGCAACAGCAACAAUCGCAACGACAGCAUUCCACAACAGCACCAAUAACAGGCACAACAGCGACAUCAUCGUCGCCCUCAUCAAUACAUUCACUGACCAGCGGUAACAGCAACAGCAGCAGUAUUAGCAUCAGUAGUGGCAGCAGCAAUAACAACAAUAGCAUUGCAUACUCAUUAGCUGUUCUUAACUAUAAACAGCAGCAGCAGCAGCAACAGCUGCAACUUGCACAAAGCAGUGCUAAUCUAGACAAUACUCAACCUCAUCAUCCAUACAACAAUCACAUACAGAUGGAACUGCAACAGCCAGCACUGAGUAGCCACAAUGCCUCGCCCACAUCGGCCAAUGUCACGCCCGAUGCCAGCACUCCUCCCCUGACGGUCGCAGCAACUGCAAUUGUAGCAGGCACGCCUCAACAGCAGCAACAUCAUCACCAGCAACAUUUGCCGCAGCUUGGCAACAAUGUUGCAGCUUCGGCUGCAGCCAACUACAAAAACUCCUCCUGUUGGUGCUAUGGCGAUUCUUCGUAUCACAUGAAGAUUCUGGUGCCUGCCGUGGCCUCUGGCGCCAUUAUCGGCAAAGGUGGCGAGACAAUCGCCUCGUUGCAGAAGGAUACGGGUGCUAGGGUCAAGAUGUCCAAGUCGCAUGAUUUCUAUCCCGGCACCAAUGAGCGCGUCUGCCUCAUUACCGGCUCCAUUGAUGGAAUCAUGACGGUGCUGGACUUCAUCAUGGACAAAAUACGCGAGAAGCCAGACCUGACCACAAAGAUCAUCAUUGAUGCCGAGUCCAAGCAGGCCCAGGAGCGCGAUAAGCAGGUUAAGAUAUUGGUGCCGAACUCCACGGCGGGCAUGAUCAUUGGCAAGGGCGGCGCCUUUAUCAAACAGAUUAAGGAGGAGAGCGGCUCCUAUGUCCAGAUCUCGCAGAAGCCCAAGGAUGUCUCUCUGCAGGAACGCUGCAUCACCAUUAUUGGUGACAAGGAGAACAACAAAAAUGCCUGCAAGAUGAUACUAUCAAAGAUCGUCGAGGAUCCACAGUCGGGCACCUGUCUAAAUGUCUCCUACGCUGAUGUGAACGGGCCGGUAGCUAAUUUUAAUCCCACCGGCUCGCCAUAUGCCACCAACCAGAAUGCCAUCAACUCCAGCACGGCGUCGCUAAACACCACUCUGGGCAGUUCAAUCGGCGGUGCGGCCACUGCGGCCAGUUUGCUAGUCAAUGGCACGGGUAUCAACUUGUCUAUUAAUCUAGGUGCACCGAACCCAGCUCCAAAUCUAGCAGUUGCUACACAGCUGCUGGAGCACAUUAAGGUUGCCAUGCGCGGAUCGGGCUACACUGAGACCGCCACCUCAGAGGUAUGCGCAGCAUUAGGGGUGCUGGCCAAAUACGGCGUACUGACAAUGGGCGUGGGCGUGCCCCAUGCCAACGGAGCCCACACCACACUGGGCAACUAUCUGGGCGUAACAACACUCGAUCAGCAGACAGCAGCUGCUGCUUCAGCGGCCUCUACGGGCAAUGUAUUCGGAUCCGUCGGACAGGUUAAUCUGGAGCAGUAUGCCGCUGCAGCCGUUGCUGCUGCCGCUGCCAGCCGGCCGACACAGACUCAGCUGGAGGCUGCGGUGCAAUUCGAUCCAUUCCGCCACCUGGGCUCGGCUACGGCACCUGCCUCUACGCCCGUGUCGCUGAACAAUAAUAGCUUUGGUCUGACCGCGGCCACGGGCACGGCCACCACGGCCCAGUUGAGCGCCGCCUCGCUGAGCGGUCUAAGCAAGAGCCCCACUCCAGGCGAUCUGGGGGCCAAGGACUCAAAGAAUGUCGAGGUUCCCGAAGUGAUUAUCGGCGCUGUUCUAGGUCCUAACGGUCGUAGUUUAGUUGAAAUUCAACAUGCCUCUGGCGCAAAUGUGCAAAUUUCCAAAAAGGGCAUAUUCGCACCUGGCACUAGAAAUCGCAUUGUAACCAUUACUGGUCAGCAGAGUGCCAUUGCCAAAGCGCAAUAUCUAAUUGAACAGAAAAUCAACGAGGAGGAGUCAAAGAGGGCGCGACAAAUUCCAUUAACCACUGUUGUGAAUUAAAAAGCGAAAGCAAAAACAAAUGCAAACACAACAACCACAACCACAACAACACUAAUUACCCCCCCACAUAAUGCGUUUUUCGUAUAAAAUGUUCAUUUAAAGAAAAGAAAAGUAAAGAGAAAACAAUAUUUAACAAUUUUAACAAAAAGCAUACCAAGCAAGAGGAAAAUGUUGAAAACGAAGCAAAAACAAAACAUCAUACACCAUGAGAGAAGCAAUCGAAAAAGAAAACAAUAACAAACAACAAUUAAUUCAAAUCAAACACUUGUUGAAUUGGUAAUUAUUAUUGCAAAUUUAUAUACAUACAUAAAUAUUUAGUUCAGAUGAAGUUCCGGGCUUCUAUAACCGGCGAUUAGCCGAAACUAGUCGACCAUUAUAGAAACGGACUACAGAGAAACUACUCUAAUAUUUGAUUUGAUAGUUGAUUGUUCAUUUGGUUUGCUCAUAUGCCAUGCUUCUUAUUCGAUACUUUUGGGCCUGGCUAACUCCAAGAAAUCGGCCCAUAGACCCACACAUAGUUAUAUAUAUAUAUACACCAGUAUGAUGAAUACAGAUACAUAAUUGUUUGAUGGUUUUGUUUUUGUUGUGCAUUUCGACAAAGCUACAUAAAUAUAAAUAUAUUUAUAUGUGUGUCAACCAUACAUGCAUAUUUGUAUGUACAAUUAAAUUGUUGAGUCUCGUUUUUAUUACACACAUACACACACACACAUAUAUAUAUAUAUGUAUAUAUAUAUAUACUAUAUAUAAACAUAUUUACAUCAAUUAGCAUUAUGUUGAGAACUUUUGUAUAAUGAGCGAGCGUUUUCAGUGAAAACUUCAGGUGAUUUUCUAAAACAAAAUACUUACAAUGGUGUCAAAAUAAGGUAAAUAUUUUACUACACUCACACACACAAACACACAAAUAAAUAAAUACACAACAUAUAAAUAACUAGAACUAGAGAGUAACUAAAGUUGAAACACGUGAGUUUCGCAAUUGAUUUGCCCAAAGGUGCAGAACAACUUGCGAAGGACAGGCUAGUGAAAUAUGAAACACGUGUCUCCCCUCCGCAAACCUAUCUCUUUAUAGUUUAAAGUUUACAAAACACGUUUUCUGUUUUUGUUUCCGUUUCCGUUUCUGUUUUCUAUUUCCUUUUGUUGAUGACCCCACAGUGUGCUUUUUCAAAAUUCAUAUGUAUGUAUAUAUGUAUGUAUAUGAAUGAAAUGGAUUUAUGAAACGCUUUUACACAAUACUUAUUGUUGAUGUUGACCAUGAUAAUGUUAUUAUUAUUAUUUUUGAAUCCAAUACGAUAUGACAAAUGAAGGAUAGUUAUAAGAUGUGGUGUUAAUGUGUUGCGCGCGCACGUGAGUCUCCUUUUUGUGUUUGAUUUGUGCUCCUUAUUUGUUUUACUCCUUUGUUUGUUAUAACUCUUCUUCACAACAACAAAAAUUGCGAUUUGUUAGCUGCCAGUUCGAAUACUGCUCCUUUGAUUAUUUUUAUGAUUAUUCAUUUUGUUAACAAGCUGUUUUCCCAGCACAUAGUAUGUUUUCAAUCAUUUUGUUUCUUACAUUCUAAGUUUAAGCUCUACACUCGUUUUUCUGUUUUUUCACGGUAAUGCAUCACAUUAUGUUAUAAUGAAAUACAAAGUAAAAAUGAAAAAAAAAAACAACUCUUUGUAAAUUAAACACAUAUACACAGACACACACACACACACCCAAACACGCGUACAUUUAGGAAUUUUUCAUGCGCCAUCAACCUUCCAGGGUCUGUUUAAUUUUAAGAUUUGUGCAAUUAUUACACAUAACCUUCGAUACAUUUGAACUACUUUUGUAAAUAAAACGCAGUAUAAAAACAAAAAGACAAAGCCUUGCUUGAGUUUGGCAAACUGUUCGCUAAAAGUUUGCCGGUCACACCAGCACACAUCGAUGGAAAAUCAAUGAAAAUACAUAUUUGUUGAGCAUCACAUUUGAGUUUCCUAUUUCACAAACAUACUAUACAUACACACAAACACAUAGAGAAAUACCCUACUUGUAUAAUAAAAAAAACAUUUCUUGUUUUAUUUUAUGCUUUACACGUAAUUUAGUUUAACAUUUCUUUUGAUAAAUAGUUUAAAUGAAACAAAAUUUCAAUAAAAACUUGAUUAUUACAAAAAAACAAACAAAAAAAAAACAAAAACAAUCCAGGCCAUGUUGUUUACUGUGUUUAAUUUUGAGUCGAGCUCCGCAACCUCACCUUCUCACCAAGGCACUACCAACCAACCACAACCAAGAACCACAAGCACAAACACCACCCAUUACAACAACCACAGCACCACUAACCGUUAAUAUUCGUCAAACAUUGCAAGCGUCUCCUAAAAAUCGAAUAAAAUAAAAUACAACAUUAUCAUGUCAAAUCAGCAAUCAGUCAGUCAAUCAAUCAACCAACCAAUCAGUCAGCCAGUCAGUAAAUCAACCAACUUUACGUUCAAUUUCAAUUUCAAUUCAAUCACUGAAAACGCUCAUCACUUUCUCAAAGCUUAGUGGUAAACACGAUCCUAUGCUAAGUUAUUGCUAAGUUCAAAAGUUGUUCUUAUUAUUUACUUGAUUUUUUUUAAUUUGUUCGCUAUUAUUGUUAUGAAUGAUGACCUACAUUUGUUCUUAAUUGUGCAAUAUUUAUAAAAUAUACCAUAAAUUAAAAAAAAAUAUAUAUAUAUACUAUAUACAUAAACAGGAAGAUAUGCAUAAUUUCUGAAGUCUUGUGACGAAAUUGUUUCGGAAAGCGUCAGAAGCAAAACACAAAAAGAUAAAUUGAAAGUACAGCCGUAAAUGCUAGUGUGCCUUGUAAUAUGCAUUAACAUACAAAAAAGUAAAUGAAUGGAGGAGUUGUUGUUUUAAUUACAACCAUUAUUUUAUCUAAUUAUACAAAUAAUAAAGUAAAACACGACACGUGUAACAAUUGUUAAUGAAUAUGAAUCGUAGUCGUAGUCGUAAUCGAAGCGAUACACAAAUGUUAAAAGAAAAGAAAGCAGGGCGUGCAAAGAAGAGAGAAGCACCACAGCACAGCUAAGAACUCUCCAUAGACCGUCGACUACCUACGGACCGAGGCUAAUAGCUAUAAGCUAAAAGCUUAUAGCCCAGCUGGGUCUUGGUCGUGAAAAUACACCAAAAUAAUAAAAGAAACCAUAACAAAAAACACCAAUGAAUCGCAAUUAUAAAAUCAAUAAGCAAUACUACCAACAAGAACUUCAUCUCUAACUACAACAACUGCAGUAAAACGUAGCUUCAAGCAAUCAACAAAAAUCACAACAAGCAUAAUACACAAACCUGUGCCCGCCCCCUCGCAACUACAAAUGUUCAUUCUAUCGUCUGUUUUAUCAUGAGACAGGGCUGUUCUCGACUCAAAACAAAAAGAACAAAAGCCAAAUAAAAAGUCCAUUGUAUCGAAAUCAGCCGUAUUAUCAUCAACUAUAUUCACACGCACACACGCACACAGACACGCAUUCACAUACACUAAUGCAUCCAUAGAUUCGUACUAAAUACCAGUAUCAAUCAUUCAGUCAACCCAUCAAUCACAUACAUCCACAUGCUCAUGAGUUAUACAUACAUCUUAAUGUAUGAGUUUUAUGAAAAUAUAUAAACUUGUAGUAGAUGAAAAUAAACAAAUAUAGUGUACAUAUUUGUACUGGAUCUGUGAUAUGUAUUUAAAAAGAAAACAAAGCAAAAGUAUAUAUAGAAGGAAAAAAACAUUAAAUUAAUUAUGAAAUAAUUAAUUUUUUAAAUGCAUUAAACGAAAAGCUUUACUUUCAAAGCAAAACCAAAUCAACUUCUCAAUUCAAUUUCCCCCCCUCCAUCAUUAACGUGUGUCCAAGCGUGGCAGCUUUCCUUCUAUCGAUUCAACCAGCGCUCAGUAGAUUCACGAAAAAUCAACAACAAAUCGUUCAGUCAGUCGGUCUUUUUUAUGUAACAUAAUGUAACUGCCAUUGUCCGUUCCAACUCCCUAAGUGUUGGGCAGGUUUUGUUUUUCAAUCUGUGGGCAAAGGGAUCUUGCACGGAUAGGUAUCGAAAAGUAUCGUGCUAGCAUGAGUAAAUGAGCGCCAAAUGUACUCGUAGGUACGAUACUUGAAACCAAAUCCACCCCAAUUCGAACCAGGAAAUGGAAAUAUUUAUUAAAAUCGUGGCAACUAUACAGAUUUUUGUGUUAAGAUCUAAUGUCUGACUUCCGAGUUCCGAGCUCUGAAUCUUGUUGGAAAUCUCAAGAGUAGUGAGAUUUAGGAGUUGAAAUCGUAACACCGUGAACAGGUCCCUAGCGAUAAGAAAGCCGACCAAAUGAUGGACCCCGGGAUGGGCAGUGAAUGGCGUGGUCGCGACACGUCAUGUAAAGUUGUGUUAUGCUUGUUUGGAUUUUAUUGUUUUGCGUUUGUUAUUUGCUGUAAGAAACGGGAAGUAAGGCUUCACUGCUAAGUAUCCUCGCCGACAUGCUUUGAAAAUUUAUUGAAGAAGGCGCCCCUUCGAGUCUUACAAAUGCCCAAACCCAACCUUCUGCAGAGUUCUGGUGAUCGUGUAAAACGGUGCUAGGCUUCGAAUCUAACCCCACUCGCUUCAAUGUGUAUCAACAUUUUAUCAUUACAACAACAAAAACAGCAACAACAACCACGAUUCAUACUAAACUAUACCCUCUAGCCCCCUGCUUCCUUUCAUCACCCCAUUGGCUACAUGCAGGAUAUCAUGAGCGAAGAACCCUUUAGAAAAGACGUAUGCAUAUUUUUCAUAGCUGCGCAAAUCCACAACAUAAUUCGCAUGUUUUCUUUUAAAAUUGAAUAAAAACCAUAUAUGUAUAACAAAGAUGAUAAAAAAAAGUAAAGAGAAAACAUAAAAAGCUGUUAUUUCAACGACGGAGUCUAUUAGUGUUAAAGUAGAAAAGGCAAACAUUUUUAAUAACUAACUACAUACAUACGAGUAUAUACUUAAAUUUGACACUACUUUAAAAAAGUACUAUAAACCAAUAACAAAAAACAAAGAAAAUCUUGCAGCGUGUAUCUAGAAUAAAUCAGUUGCAACAUUUUGCUCUUUAAAACAACAACAACAACAAAAUACAAAAAUUAAACUUAACAACAAAAUGCAAAUUUGUAAAGAAAAGUUCAAUUUAUCAAUCAAAUCAUUUAUCAAUACGAGUAUAUGAAAGCGAACUAUACAUGCAUAACUGCAUAAAACUACAUACAUAUGUACCUACUACAUCCAUGUUAUAUUUAAAGAAGGAAUUUGUUUAUAAUAUUUGUUAUGCUUUGCCCCACACUGUUAUUAGGACAAUUAAACAUUAAACAUUAACGAGUAAACGAAGAACAUAAUUACAUUAUUGAAUCAUGCAUUAAUGCAAGUAAUUACAUAAUACACACAUACUAUACAUACGUACAUACGUAGUUACAUAUAUAGUAUAGAAGUCAGUAACAAUUUUAGCCUAGCCACUAAACCAAACCUAUGGAGACACAAAGCCGUGUUCAGGCGUCGAAUGCAAACCACACACAUCUACACAUAUAAAGUAUGCAUAUUUAAAUAUAUGUACAUACAUAUGCGAGUAUAUGUGUGUAUGUAUUAUUGGCAAGGAAAAAUGAAAAAAAAAAACAAAAAACACAAACAAACUAAUUAAUAAUAAUAAUAAUAAAAUGGAAAAUCAAGUCAGCUACAGCAGUUCAUUCUAUGCAUUACUUGUAUUAACGGCAAAACAAAACAAAACAAACCCAAACAAGAUCUUAAGAAAUAGUAAAAUAUUGAAAAUACACGUAUAUACAAUAAAACAUUAAAUUAGUUGUUAGUGUGAUACAUACAGUUAAUAUUAAUUAAUCAAUUCAUAUAAAUAAAAGGUUUAACGAUGGAAAAGAAUAUAUUCUGUUCAGUUUUACUCUCGUCGUCGAAACACGCCUGUAAGGUUCCCUUGCUUCGCAUCCUUCUUCGACUAGGUUUGGGCCCCAAGAUCCCAAUUCAACAAGAGAAAACUAGUAUACCCUUUACCCUUUGGGUACAGGGUAUAAAAAUCGGAUUGAUAGAAUUGCAAUCGCAAUAUGUUUGUAUAAUUUGUGCGAACCUUACACAUUACUAUACUAUAUAUGUAUGUAUAGAGGGAUGAUGAAAUGAUAAUUUAAAACGACAGCCUAAGUUUAAGCCAUAAUUCACUGAAUUGAAAAGAAAAAACAUCACAGUCAUGCUAUUGAAAGAAAAACUUAAAAUUCAAACUAUCCAACAAUGUACAAAACAGUUGAAAUAACUUUGGAUUCGACCUGCAAACUCUUGUGGGCAUAAGUCUUUAUUUAAGUUUCUUCUCUUACAUCGUAGUCUUUUACAAAUUAAUGACAACAGCCUAUGUAGUUGCAUACAUGAGUACCUUAGAAAAAAAUCGAAAAAAAAAACAAAACAAAAACAACAAAAAUGGUAAAAGUUAAUAGUAUGUUUUGUCUACACGUCGAAUCGACACUAGAAAUCUGUCAACGAUGAAAAGUAUUGCAUCUAGAAUCAAUGCCAGCAAUAGUUUUCAAAGUCCAGCGACGACGCUCAACGUGUAACCACAAUAAAAUGAUAUUUAUAAUAAAAAUAUUAUAUAAUUAUACUUAUGUAGAAGAACAAAUUUGUCAUUAAACACUUUUCAAAUUCUCAGCAAUUCUUAGGCGAGGUCAAGGGUGGAGGUCAACAAAUUGAUUACAAGCACUUCAAUGUAGAAACUGCAACAACAAACAAAACCUACUUUUCGAACUCAACUCUUCAUACACCUAAGCUGCGAGUCCACGGACCCAAGAACUUAGUAUAAAAACUGAAACCGGGUCUUGGUAGUACGAUUAGGUCGGACUCGUGAGUUCAGAGCAUUCAGCAACUGAAAAUCAUUGAAAAACUCAUUCAAAAGUAAAAGUACUAAAUCUUUUAUGAUUUGACUGUGAUAAUAAUAAUGACAAAAAGAAGUAACGAUUAUGGUGGAGGUGUAACAAAAAAAAAAAAAAAAAAAAAAAAAAAAAAAACCAAAAAUAAUAGAGUAUAUAUUAAUGAUGUAUGUACAUAUACGAGUAUACCUUGACGCGUAUAUAUGUAUGUAGUAGACGAAGCAAGCUAAUAUUAAUGUAGGAGCGAUAUAUGAGAAUUAUUAUUGUAUUUGGAGACCGCAGCCCCCGUGGCAUGGUUAUGGGCCCAUAGUGGAACACCCUGUACGAACUAGCGUAUGAUACAAUAUUUACGGAUAAUGAAUGAAGAAAAGAAUAAAACAAAUACUUUACUUAUACAAGUUAUUAGCAAAAUAUUUAAAUGAAAUUUUAGCAAAAUAAAAAACAAAAACCAUUUGAGUGCAAAUAACGAGUUGGAGGCGAGAACUCAGCAACAAAAAUUAUGCAUUAACUGAAUGCAAUAAAAUAAUAUUAAUAAUAAUAAUGAUAAUAACAUUGAUAAUAAAGAACAUAUAAAAAAAUUCAACAAAUUUUUGAAGCAAAACUAACUCUCAACGAUAUUUAGUUAUGAUGCUCUAUUUAAAAUUUAUAUUUAAUUGAAGUUUUUUAAAAUUCAGAAAUCGAAGAAUCAAGUAGCGAAGCAAAACGUUUUAUAAACAUUAUUCAUAUAGCAUUGAGAUCACAUACUCGUUAUUCACACGGAGGACACGAUUACAGAUUUACAAAUUUAGGUACAGUUUUGUUUCUCCCGUUCGAUAUCCCGAUUCGAAUAAACUAACGAACGCCAGAAACUGAAAAUUAAGUACAUUCAUAGUCUAGUGAAGCAACGUUACAAAAUGAAUGGCAAUGGUAAUGGUACCCUUAACCAAGUUUAUCUUAAAGUAGCUCAUUCAAAUUUUAAAAAAAAUUCAUCAUUUUUUGCAACUUAAAAUACCGAAAGUAAGAAGAAUACCAAAAAUCAAGAUUAACUUGUAUAAUUAAGCAAGUGUAAGCAGAACGACUGGCACGCCCAGUCACAGUUACUCCUCUCAACAUACAUAUAUAUAUAUAUAUUUAUAUACAUACACACACAUAGCUAUAUAACCAGAUGAAAUGUCAUACUCGAAAACUCUUUAUGGUCUUUGCAGUUAAGGAAAUCGGCCGACAUCGGCAACAAUAAAAUGAAAGCUAAGCUAGGUAGGUGGUACCGAUGUAGACAGUACGAGUAUAUCGAUUGUAAUAUUAUGUAAUGUGUCCCCCGCGGCACGCAUGUAUGUAUUGAUAUUUAUAUACAUAGAGAAAUUUGAAGAAUAUAUAUAUGUAUACACCAGAACACCAACAUACCAACACACACACACAGACAUUAUUACGUUGAGCAUGAAUAGUUCAGAUACAUGUGUAAGUGAAGGGAAACAGAAUGCAAAGCUGGCAGGUGAAUAAAGAGUAAAAACCAAAAUAAAUGAACAAAAUUAAUUACACCUUACACAUUUAAGAAUGAUUAUAUAAAACAAAACAACAACAAAAAAGCUAAUAAAAAUUAUAUUAUAAAUUCAAA